GCAGUCUACCGUGCUCUGAUUCAAUAUGACUCAAGUGAAGACGGGUCGUGAAGGUCUGGGUUGGGUACUAAUUGGGUUGAGGCGCAUUUAAUUUACGAAUGACGAAGACGACUCAAAAUUGGAGCCAAAAUUGAAGAGGAAAUCUUAGUUCUCGUGCACUAUGACGGCAAGAUCGAUGAAGACGAGUUCUUUGAUUUUCAAGAGGCAAAUAGACAAGGAAAUCUUCAUGUUGAACUUCCAUAUUGGAGAUAUAAAUACUUUAAUCUUUAUUGGAUGCGAGAGGGUGAGUGAGAUUCACAUUGGCUCAAAUCUGCGUCAAGCACGCAGCCUAAAGGUCGGAAAUUUGAGUUGUCCUAAGCACCAAGACGACUCAAGCAGAGCGUCUUCUCUUCCCGCGUCCUGAAUUGGAAACUCACUAAUAGGCUCUGCGGCGGGUUUAUGACCGAAAAAACGUCGAGAAUUGGCCCUAGGUUGCCGACUGGUACUAACUUUUCAAUUUCCAUGUUUUCCUUACACUCUGUCGAAUUUCGAACAUUUUUAAAGAUUGUUAAUUUAGUUGCAACUGUUUGGAGUAUCAGCAUAAAAUUUAUGAAUUUCAGCUAUGCAUAAACCCAGUGUUUGAGAUAUUGAAAUAAAUAGAUAAAUUUACUAAAAUAUUAGUAAAUUGCGGAAGAUUUGAAUAGAAGCCACUUGAUUUUCUUGCUUUCCAGUAUUUAAAUCGCUAAAAAAAAUCAAAGUUAGUGGUUCUUGAUCGUUAGCUGUUUUUGGUCGCUACCAGAUAAUUGUUUGCUUGAUUUUUUCUUGACUUGCCUAAUGGAAAUAUUCAUGCCUACCAUAUCUGAAGGCCUAUUAUAUCAAGCUAAUCAACAGCAGAAAUCUCUUUUUGAGUUGCGGAUUUUCAUUCGAGGCUUCAUCGUGACGUCAAAUUAAUACAUCUCGUAUAUAUGUCUCCACAUCAGUGCUUGCGGACAACUUUUCUUAAGUUCGCUUGAAGGAUUGCAUCGCAAAUUCGACAAGUGUUGGAAAGUGAUCGUUAUCGUAACGAACGGUUAACCAGGUGAAAUAGUUUCAUUUGAAAAUAUUCGUAAGUUGUUUUGCAACAAUUUGCGGCAUGCUGGUGUCAGUGCUUUCGUUUUACUUGCUUGUUGCAGGUAGCAUCAUGAGUUUGAUGCAGUUUGGAAUUCACGUUCCAGCAAAGGUAAAUUUAACAUUCGUGUAAUUUUCAUAUCCUUCUAAUUACCACCUCCAAGACAAAAGAAGAGAUAAAUAGAAAGUACUUUAGGGAUCUGGAUUUCAGUAUAUAAGUGACAAGAAGCGUGCGACGAACGAUAGCGACAAACGAGUAUCUUUUUGUCUAUUUCAUUUGCUUUCAAGUAUGGAAACAUUGUUACGUUUUUCUGGCAUCUAGUUAGCUAACUUCUACUAACAUUGGAGCUUUUUAGAAUUGGACCUAAAUUUUAAUGUUUGUGAGAAUCAAAUCAGUAAUUUGUUAUCAUCAGAUUUUUAGGCUAGUGUCUUUAUUCAAAGUUAAUAACAUUUUCACAUUUUGUUGGUGAAUGAAGUUAAUUAUUGUUAGUAACAUUUCUUUUAUCUAAAGGACCUGAGACGUGCUUUGUUGGGACAAAAUAAAGUGGAAAGUGGACAAAUUCACACCAUCAAAGGUAUCAUAAAGGCAUUUCUUCUAGAUGAUUUACAUCGACUUGCUUUGUAAUUCGAUUAUGGUAUAACUUCUACUUGAUUCACGUAGGAACAGUUUUCUUACGCUGCUUUUUCUAUUCUGGCAUUGAAGGGCUGAACAAUGAGAAAGCUUGGAGGGACUCCUCUGAAAUGAGAGACAUGGUUACAACGGCUGACAAUAUUCUUCAGAAGAUUGAAACACUGAAGGUACCAAAGCCAAGUGAGCAACUUGAAAAAGAUGACAUAGAACAGCAGAGAAUCCAUAGCUUACUCAAAAAUGGUAAAAAGGCUCUUAUCUUCAGAAAGAAAAUGAUAUCACCAAUGCAGCUUUUGAAGUUGAAAUGUCAGCAGCUUAAACUGCAAAACGCAAUUAAAGAAAAUAAACAGAAGGACAACAGUUACUCGAUUUUUGAUUUUGUUUUUGGAACUUCAAGUAAAGCCCGUGAUCAGGAGACCGAUGCCAAGGGAAAACUUGAUGCCAACAACAAAACAGAAAAUGAAACUUUGUCUUCAGGUAUGUCCAGCUUUUCUACUGCAUAUAGUUGCUUUUUGGGAAAUUUUAUGAGGCCCACUCUUGUUCUUUUCACAUCACUAUACUUUUGAUAAACUUUCCCCGGAAAAAUAAACUUCUUAUUUUCUAAGCUUUUGCGUAUACCAAAACCAAAUCUAUAUAUUGGUAUAAAAUUUUGCAACAUUGUAGAUGCAGAGAAGAAUGGAGAUCAAAUGGAAGAAAAAAGCGAAGAUACCAACUCUCACAAAUUCAUUGAAGAAAGUAAAGACCAUGAGAAAAAUACGUCUGAAGUAAGAAUGAAACGCUGGGCUUCUGGAGAGAAGAGAAAACAUAGCAAAAGUAAAGUGAGAAAGAAGGCCAGGAAUAAUUCAAAAAACCGGAGGGAACAUGACUUCAUAAAAGACCUUGAUCAGGACACCUACACCAAAUCUGAUGAUGGAUUCAACAUGAAAUAUAACAACGAAAAAGAGGAUGAUGAGGAAAUGUAUGAACCCAAUGGCAGACAAGAUUGGAAUAAGAAUGGAAAGAAAAAUAGAGAUAUAGGUGCUGACAAUGAUUUCAAGGAUGGUGAAAUGAAAAACUGGGAUGAUGAUAAUGAUGAAGAUCUUGACGAAGAUAGCGAAGAUAAUGAAGAUGAUGCUGGAUUCAACAUGAAAUACGACAACGAAGAAGAGGAUGACGAAGGAUUGUAUGAAUCCAAUGACAGAAAAGAUUGGAAUAAGAAUGGAAAGAAAAAUAGAGAUAUAGAUGCUGACAAUGAUUUCAAAGUUGGUGAAAUGGAAAACCGGGAUGAUGGUGAUGGUGAAGAUCUUGAUGAAGAUAGCGAAGAAAGUGAAGAUGAUGCUGGAUUCAACAUGAAAUACGACAACGAAGAAGAGGAUGACGAAGGAUUCUAUGAAUCCAAUGACAGACAAGAUUGGAAUAAGAAUGGAAAGAAAAAUAGAGAUAUAGAUGCUGACAAUGAUUUCAAAGUUGGUGAAAUGGAAAACCGGGAUGAUGGUGAUGGUGAAGAUCUUGAUGAAGAUAGCGAAGAAAGUGAAGAUGAUGCUGGAUUCAACAUGAAAUACGACAACGAAGAAGAGGAUGACGAAGGAUUCUAUGAAUCCAAUGACAGACAAGAUUGGAAUAAGAAUGGAAAGAAAAAUAGAGAUAUAGAUGCUGACAAUGAUUUCAAAGUUGGUGAAAUGGAAAACCGGGAUGAUGGUGAUGGUGAAGAACUUGAUGAAGAUAGCGAAGAAAGUGAAGAUGAUGCUGGAUUCAACAUGAAAUACGACAACGAAGAAGAGGAUGACGAAGGAUUCUAUGAAUCCAAUGACAGAAAAGAUUGGAAUAAGAAUGGAAAGAAAAACAGGAAUAUAGACGAUGGCAAUGAUUUCAAGGAUGGUGGAAUGAAAAACUGGGAUGGUGGUGAUGGUGAAGAACUUUAUGAAGAUAGCAAAGAAGAUGAAGAUGAUGACAAAGAUCCCUAUGAUGACAAUAGAGAUUUCGAUAAUUCAGACCAAUAUGGAGGAAGAGGUACCUUAAAUGCAGCCUAUCGUCACAAGAAGGAUAACAGAAAAGGUGGUAAGAAGAGCAAACACUUCUAUCCAAAUGAUACUAAAGGAAAAGAUAAAGAGUACGAAGAGGAUGAAAUGGGCGAUGAUGAAGAUCAAAGUGAAGAUGAUGAUGGUCAUGCUGGUAGUAAUCAUGAUCAUGAUGGUAACGAAACAGGAGAUGGCGAUCGUCAUCAUAACAAACAUGAUCAUGGUAAGAACUACAAAGACAAUGAAGAUGUUGAUGAUCACAAAAAGGAAAGUCGUUUUCAGGAAAAUGAUUUCUACAAAAAUGAUGGUGAAGAUUAUGAUUAUGAUAAAGCCAACAGUGAAGACAUCGAGCAAACUAACGAAAAAAUACGGUAUGACCAAGAUGAAGAGGUUGAAGAUGAUAAAAAGGAAAUGGAUGAUGCAGAGCAGGCUUUGGAAGACCUCGACAGAGAGAGAAAAUCCUCAGACCCGGAUAAACAAGAUGGAGAAGGAGAGGAUGAAAAUAAUAGAGACGAGACAGAAACAUCUAGAGAAGAGGAUAGCUACUUGGAUCAUGACCCUAUGAUUGAUGAUUCAGAUGAUACAGGAGAUCUUAGGCCUGAGUAUGACGAAAACUUUGACAAAAGCAAAAUACCAAAACCAGCUUGGGAUCAAGAUGAUGAUGAAUAUGAAGGAGAUGAAUCUGUUGAUGGCAUGAAUGAAUUUGCUCCUGAUGACGACUUUGACGAUGUUUCAAGUAAUGGACAGAAGAGGGAGGUGCAAGACUACGAAGAAGAAUUUGAAAAAAUGGUGGCAGAAGGCAAGAAGAAAGGUAAGCUCAAUUUUAUGCUUCUAGAUAGAAGGAAAGGCUGAGAAUUCAUUCAACGUUUUGUAAUGUUAAAAAAGGAAAAUAUUUUUGCUUAGUCAAAUGGUAUAUACAUGCUACAAUGUUGUAGCCGCAAUAGCGGCAAUAAAUAAAUACACUGGAUGUGUCGCUCCACUCAGUUUUUUAACCUCAAAAUUGCAUUUCUUAAAAACAAUUUUUAUGAUUUUUCGAUUAAAGGAAAGUAAAAAGCGAACUAGGAUAAAUCUCGAUAAAAACAGGGAUGACAACAAUUAUGAUUCACACAACUUCUCAAGAAGGGGGCAUUCUCAAUAUUCUCACAACUGAACAUUACUGAUGCCUAACCAUA
This is a messenger RNA of Rhopilema esculentum, 4883 nucleotides long. RefSeq lists its product as uncharacterized. Lineage: Eukaryota; Metazoa; Cnidaria; Scyphozoa; Rhizostomeae; Rhizostomatidae. The record is from RefSeq and is a predicted model, not a curated record.